Messenger RNA from Danaus chrysippus (African queen), 612 nucleotides. NCBI's taxonomy places the organism in Eukaryota, Metazoa, Arthropoda, Insecta, Lepidoptera, Nymphalidae. The record is from the annotation of a GenBank genome assembly.
AUGUUGUCAAGACGAGAGAAGCUGUUAGUCCAGCCGUGGCAAGACCGCCGCUACCAGGACCACAGGGCGAAGGUGAGUCGCUCGCGGCCGGCCGUCGACUGUUCCCGGCCCGCGCCCCGCCCGCACGUGCGGGUGAAGGCGGACCUUCGCCGGCGGGAGGACGAGCGAGCGACGCGACUCUUGGAUGACAACUACCGCCUGCUGCAGAGACUCGCACACAUCAUGACCCGCAACAGACUCGACAACCGAUGGGACAAGCCGCUGCCUAAUUUCCAUCGUAAGGUCGGUCGUUUCUCCGCCGCUGCGUGUCGCGCCCCCUCCCCGUCUCCUGACCUUCCUCCAGUCAGCGUCAAGUGCUAUGCGUGCGAGUUUCGUAAGAUGCGUACGCGCCACUUAAACGUUAAAGCUAUUCCACUGUCGUCCGUCGUCCGUCACGGAGCCGUUACAACUAAAACGAAAUUCAAACAUCACAAGAGUCCGGAGCCGCCGACCUCACGACACCACGACGACACGACACACGACACGACACGGCGCUCCGGUGUUUAUAUAUACAGGGGUACGUCCCGCGGGAGGGCGGUGGACGCGUGUGUGUGUCGCGUGUCGUGUGUGUGA